UAGCAUUUCAUGGAGUUAUACACGUCGUCGUGGUGGCUCUGGCCAGAAAAUGCAGUGAAAAGCGCGUGAAAAGUGCCCCAAGUGCCGUGCAGCAGCACUCAAGCUGUCGUGACAGAGUGGCGUGAGAUGUGAGAAUAGGUAUGAAUUCGCAGAAUCAAAGGUGCUAAUCGAUUUUUGCCAGUGCGGUCGCGGAGAAAAGACGUACAAUUAACAUACAAUCGACACGGAGAGCUUUAUUCCCAAUAUCAUUUUUCGUAAAAGCGCGCAGAAUGACGAAAGAUCACACGACUUACGCCACGGCGACGUUUUACACGGAAACUCCGCCGUCAUCCAAGUCGGAACCCUCGGAGGAUGAGGAGAGGAAGACGAGUCCCGACGAGGAGACGAGUCACAAGUACGAGUCCCUCUUUGCCAGCUUCUCCAAUCAUCUGCGCAUCCUGGACGAGGAGCUGUGCAUCGAGAAGAAUUACAGGAAUGUGCAAUUGACGGAGAUCAUUACGGCACUGCUCAGCGUGGAGGCGAAGCUGAGGCGCGAGCAGAAGCGCAUCAAGCAGAAGUUGUCCGAGAAGGAUGAACAGAUAAGUUACCAACUGAAUGAAAUUGAGAACUACAAGAUCGCCAGGAGACUCUGCUCCAAGUGCUCGCGUUCGCUGUCAUCGGACAGAUCGCGCGACGUCGAGACACAAACGGAGAGGCAACAGGAAGACUUUAAGAUUGAGAACAUCAAUCAUCGUGUAACGAUAACAACGAUCAACAACGAGAAUGAGGCGCCGCAGACGACCAAUUGCAUCUACGUCAGUGGCGAGAGCGACGACAGGAUGCAGAGGCUGCGGCCGGAGAAGCCCAAGCCGCCCAUCGCGAAGAUCCGCACUGUGAAACCGCUGGCGAAUUGCGAGGAGAUUCCCGCGGCUGUGGAGCAGCCGGAGGUCACGGACGAUUGGUACUCGAGCAGUGAUAUUGAGGACAACGAGUGCCUGUCGACGAAUCUGUACGAUCGCAGUGUUAAUCCCGUCCUCGAGUGUGUUAAUCAGAUACUUCUGCAGCAGUCCAUUGAGGGCAAUCUCGAGUCCACGCGGAGUUAUGACGAGGUGAAGCCGCGGCGGGUGCAGUUCUCCACGCAGAACUGCCUUGUGGCGGUGCCCAGCAAUCAUGCCCAGUGCGAGAAGGAGGAGGAGGAGCGGCUGAACGGCCGGGAGGAGGCGCAAGCGACGGAGAAUGAGUACGAGUUCAUCGGCUCGGAGGUGGAGAAGGAGUCCAGUCUGUAUGUGGACAUGGACAGGAAGUCCUUUCAGGCGCCGGCGAGGAGUAUCGUGAAGACCGUGGAGCCGGCGAAGACGCCGCCGGCACUGCCGCCGAAGCCGGCGAAUCUCAUGAAGUUCCGGAAGGUGAUGAAGCCCAACAAGGUGCUGAUCAAGGUGAGCACGCCGGUGAAGCAGCUGGCCGUGGAGCCGGACUACUGCUCGAUAGCCAGCGUGUCGGAGAAGAGCAAGUCGGACUGCGAUGACUUCGAGAGCAUUCCCAAGUUGCCGAAUGUGGCGGCGAUUCUGGUGCCCAAGCGCGCCGAUGCGGGCUCCAUGGGACGGUUCAUCAACAAAGACAACUACGUGACGAAGACGGUGAUGAACAUCCAAAGCAGCGCGACAGCGAAAGAGCCAAACAACAAUGUUAACAAUAAGAGUCCCAAUCAGCAAGUUCAUCAGAGUGUGGUGGAGAUCCCGUUCAGCGCGAAGAUCUUCGAAGAGCGCAUUCCCAUUCAGGCGGAGUUCGAUUGGUACAAUCUGGACGCGGAGUAUGGGAAGUUCAAUCAGGCGGACGUCAUCAAAGAGACGUCCGACUCCAGCGAGACGGAAACGGCCGUGUCCAUCAUUCAGAGUCCCACGGAUCGCUACUACAUGCGCAAUCCCAUCGCCAAGCAGGCCAUCGUGAGCGGCGGCCUGGCGAAGAAGGCAGGAAGCGAAGUGCACUUGUGUUGAUAUCUAAUGUAUACAAUUUAGGACGAUAAGUACUUUUUAUAGCGUUUAAACACACACGAAAAGACAGGAACUAUAUAGUAAUGAUAAUAGCUGAAAUCCGCGGGGCGGUGAGUGAAGAUUGAUGAGCAGUGCCUUGAAGACCAACAUAUCAAAAUCUAACAGUUUAAAUAUCACUUGACUCGCCGCGCCCUGCAUAAAUUAACUGCAUUGUGACUUUUCUACCUUAUUUUGUAUUUAUUUCACAUCCACGAUCAUAUUUAAAAUAUACUCGUGCCUGCGCCCCUCUUAAUUUAUUGAUAGAAACUGUAUUUUUCUGUACAUUUCUCAUGCAACGAAAUAAAUUUCAUGUG
This is a messenger RNA of Phlebotomus argentipes, 2323 nucleotides long. RefSeq lists its product as uncharacterized. The transcript is spliced from 3 exons. Bases 270 to 1973 code for a protein of 567 amino acids. Lineage: Eukaryota; Metazoa; Arthropoda; Insecta; Diptera; Psychodidae. The record is from RefSeq and is a predicted model, not a curated record.